This is a messenger RNA of Symbiodinium sp. CCMP2456, 1515 nucleotides long. The record is from the annotation of a GenBank genome assembly. NCBI's taxonomy places the organism in Eukaryota, Dinophyceae, Suessiales, Symbiodiniaceae.
AUGCCCCGGCAAGACAUGAUUGGAAAACGUGGCCUUCCUGCUGCGGUCUGCUUGCUGGUUGCGCUGGCUUGCCAGCCACUAGUGUGCCUGGUUCUGGGCGGAGUCUAUCAUCAAGCAGGUGAUGCUUCCCGAUUGUCGCGAACGACGCUGAGAGCGGGUGCUGCACCCCUUGGGGAGGCCUUCCAGCUUCCCCCGGAAAAGGUGGUAGAGGCCGUCUCCAAAGCCGGAACACGAGUAACACCCUCCGACGUCGCUGCUGCUGGCGGUCUCAGUUUGGAAGAGGCGCGCCGGGGCGUGGUGGAGCUCGCUGGUACUUUGGGAGCCGAAGCCGACCUGGAGGUUUCCAAAACAGGUGAGCUCGUGUACCUCUUUCCCCGGGACGUGAAGGGGGCCUUGUCGAAGGUUUCCUCCGCUGCGGCAGCUCGAGAGGCAUGGAACAAAGCGAAGCCUACUGUUUUCACAGCUCUCCGUGCUGCUUUCGGCGUGGCCCUAUUUGCCUCCAUUGCUGUGAUAUACACAGCGAUCAUUGCCAUCAGCACUUCCAGCUCCGACAGGGACCGAGAUGACCGACGAAGAGGUGGAGACUCUUUUGGGGGUGGUGGUUUCGGUUUUGGCCCGACCUUGUAUUAUGGCCCGUCGCCAUUUGAUGUGAUUUUCUACAGACCGUACUAUUCGUAUUCUUACGGCGGCGAUAUGUACGAUGAUUGGCAGUCGCGGAGUUCUCCGCCAAAAAUGGGCUUCCUCGAAUCAGUUUACAGCUUUGUUUUUGGUGACGGGGAUCCUAACGCUGGCCGCUUGGAUCGGCAGCUGGCUGCUGUGGCAGCUCUCGCCCGGCGGAACGGCGGAGUUUUGACAGCUGAGCAGAUGGCACCUUUGCUGGACCCUCCCAACUACAAGUCACCGGAGAGCACGUACAACGUGAAUGAGAGCUGGGUGCUGCCAGCAGUCUCGAGGUUAAAUGGAAGGCCCGAAGUGGCGGCUGAUGGGCAGAUCGUCUAUGUCUUCGAUGACCUACGGACGACUGCAGGUGAAACUUCUUCGCGCAAGCCACCAGCAAUCUUGGAGGAAGAAGAGGUUCCUUUCUCUUUGGCGGACGAGGGCAAUCUCACGCUCGUCGUCUUGCUCGGUGUCGCAAACCUCGUCGGAGCCGCUUACCUCGGUGCGCAGUUCGCAGGCCUUGCAGGAUACAAGCUUACAGGCUUCCUGGCUGCAGUGAAAGGCUUCUACCCAGGAUUGCUAGCUUAUGCCGUGGGUUUUUUCGCUGCCCCGGCCGUGCGCUUCUUUGGCCUCGGUAAGGCGAACAGUGAGAUCCAACAGAGGAACCAAAACCGCAAAGAUUGGUUGAAUGUCCUUCGAUCUGGUUCUGUGGACGGAAAGCUUGCCCAGGCAAGGAGCCUUCGACAGGGCAUGCGGCAGAUUGGCAGGGAGGACUCUGUCUACAGCACCGCGAAGGAGGCACAGAGCCAAUCCAGUCGCAGCGAUCUAGAAGAUUUUGAUCGGCGUCUGCGAAGUUGA